Xyrauchen texanus (razorback sucker) is the source of this 664-nucleotide messenger RNA. Its product is annotated as neurotensin/neuromedin N-like. Gene Ontology annotation, molecular function: neuropeptide hormone activity. Lineage: Eukaryota; Metazoa; Chordata; Actinopteri; Cypriniformes; Catostomidae. The coding region runs from base 129 to 656 and encodes 175 amino acids. The transcript has 4 exons. The record is from RefSeq and is a predicted model, not a curated record. Gene Ontology annotation, cellular component: extracellular region.
CUGUGACUUUUGCAGGACGAUCUUUUCUUCUCUAUCUCUGUAUCUCUCUUCCAACUUCUCUCUCUCUGUGCCUGCCUUUUUAACACACUUUUUUCACCUCUAACCAUAUGGACUUGGGCCCAGCUUAAAUGUGCAAAGACCGUAGGGCUACAAACAAAAUGCAGAUGCAGCUGACCUUCGUGAUGCUCCUGUUUUUAUUAUGUAAUGGACUGUGCUCAGAUAUAGACCAGGGAAAAAGGACAAUAGAGGAAGAGGUACUGAGAAGUCUCCUCACUUCAAAGGUAAAGCAGAGCAGGCACAUCGCCCCCCUGUGGCAGCUGCCUCUUCAUGAUUUGUGCAGGAUGAUGAUAAAUCUAGAUGAGCUAUGGCAGAAGGCCUGGGGCAGUGAGGAGGAGCAGCAGGAUGGGGAGGUUCAGGCUGAAUAUGACCAGAGAGUGUCCAGUAGCUUCUCUCAAAUGCUUGUGGAACUGCAUGACCUUCAGAACCUCUGUAGGGUACUCCAGCCCAGAGAGCUUCAAGAUGGCCAAGAAUAUCUGAAUCUGGACCAAAACAGUGACAACCCACUGAAGAGAAAAUCUCCAUAUAUACUAAAAAGGCAACUGCGCACCAAUAAAUCAAGAAGGCCAUACAUUCUGAAGCAAAAUGCAUAUUACUGACGCUCAAG